GAUUGCCGGAAUAUGUCCUGAUUGUUUUCAUUCGAUAUCCGGCAUCUAUAAUGAACUUGGUGCUUUAAGGAAAAACAGUGACAACGUGACUCGAGACUUUAUGAUCAAAAAAUGUGUCGACUUCUUGUUGUGUUUGUGUGCCUCUUAUCCGGUGCCUUUGCGGCCGAUAUGGAUUUUAAUAAUAUCUUGGACGGAUUCAAUCCAAAAACAAUAAGUGAAGCUCUUAAAAGUACUUUUUUGAACGCAAACUUAACAACGCCUGACUGUAAAAAUGCAACGAACGGAUGUUUGCAAACCGAAGUUGUGACAUACCUCGAACAUGUGGUUGAAGCGCUGAAAAGUUUUGAUAUAAGAGAAUUAAUACGGUUUCCAAAGAAUAAUAACACGUUUGAUGAUUUUGAGGAAACCAAUGAAGUCGACAAAAGCGACGAAACUUUUCGAAAAGACCGAACACCUUUGGAAGAGCUCGAGAAACGUUUCUCUAAAUUCAUGUUUACUCAUGACAUACAAAUUAAUUUGCCCGAUACUCUGUUCGAUUCAAACGUGCUGCAAAUAUCACCUCGAGCUGGAAAAGGAAAGGAAAAAGGAAUCAUCGCUCAGUUCAAGAUUCUUUCCAAUAAGAUAACCAAAGGGAAACCAAGAAUCUUUCAUAAGAUUAAAAAAAUUGGUGAAAAGUUGAAGAACGCUGUCCUGGCCCUAAUCCUUUUCUUCGGACUAGCUAAAGUCUUAAUUUCAUUCUUGCUUCCAUUAGUGGUAGGAGUGGCAACGGCUAAGAAGAUUUUGGUGAAGGUCCUCCUUUUCGUGUUUCCAUUUUUGGCAUUCUUCUUUAAAUUGUGCCCAUUUACUCCAUACGGCACCAAAUUCCACCAUCACCAUCACCACAUAUCACACGCUCAUCAACUUCCACACACACCUUCGUUCGUCUACCAUGAUUUGAAGCAUGAGCAUCACCCGCACCAUCACGAUGUCAUUACAGGACCUGACUACCACUCGGAAGGACCAGCUUUCGCUAACGAACUUAUCAGUCACAGAAAUGAUCCAUCAAAUCCGUUUGUGGGUCAAGGCCAACCUGGUGCUGUUCAUCGAAUUCGUAACAAUAAGCCUCCUUUCAACAGACCUCUCACUCCCAAUGAAAUCGAAGCUAUGGUAAACGAAGCCGAAAAGGAAGCGCUGCUUAAAGCCCGACUUCAGCAAGAGCGUCUUCGUGUGCAGAUGGAAAACAAACGAUUGCAAGACGAAAUCAAGCUGCAUCUUCUCAGGCAAGAAAAACUAAAAGCCCAUGCAACUAAUCUCGCGAACGGUGGUGUCGUUAACACUCUCGUGCCUCCGAAACCGUCGAUUGUGUUGGCUUCAAACGCAAGUGUUAUGAAUGCGAUUCAAGUUGAUUCGAAUAAGAUAUCACUCUCUCCGUCACUUCAACCACCAUUCCAAGCUAGUGUAAUUCAAACGGUGCAAAGACAAACAAUUGUAACGCCCGUGCCACAACCGGUGCGAUUUUCUACUGAAGAUCCAAUUCAGAAAGCUGCUGCAAUCACUUACGACCCUUUCUAUAGUCCCAUUUUGGAGAAAAUUGAGAAAAUCCUAACGGGACUUGGAUUUGUUGAGGAUCAGUGUAGGGAAAGGUUAAUUUGCAGCAUGUACAAGAACCCUGUGAAGUGGAGUCCCUAUAGUAACUUGGUCUCAGUCGAAUUAAGCAGGGAUGCCAAAGAUUUACAGAAGCCAACGUAUGCUAAUGCUGCUGUGGUGAAGUUCCACAGGUAUGUGCAAGCUGCAAGAGACGGACAAGAUCAAAGGAACUGCUCCAAACUCUACUCAUCUUGUCCAAUAAAUACUGAUCGCUAGAACAAAUACAAAACUUAGAAGAUAUGAGACCAACAACCUCACUAUUACCUCGAAGCAAAUAAAACCUUUCUUUAUACAACAUCCAAUAAGUAGGAUAUUUCUUUGCAACUGCGUGUUUUUAACGUCAUACUAUCUUGGAGUUCUAGGUUUGCCGAUAGUUUUUCUAAUUUAUUAAGAAAAUCGAAAAACUGUAUUAGCUAGUAUUCCUACAAAACUGAAACUAAUAUAGUUUUUCAUUCAAGCUUUUAUCGAAGCAGAAAGCUAAAAUGUUAUAUACUUUUUCCAAAACUUAAGGCGUACCUGUACUUACACGUUCUAUGUACAUAAAUAUAUAUAUUUAAGCGACUUAAGGUUCAAGAUCCAGACAAUAGUUUAAAGCGGAAUAACAAUACCUUUUUUUUCAAAAUUCGUCUGAUACUAAGUAUCUUGGGCCGUUCUGAAAUAAUAAAUAUUCA
Agrilus planipennis (emerald ash borer) is the source of this 2297-nucleotide messenger RNA. RefSeq lists its product as uncharacterized. The coding region runs from base 112 to 1842 and encodes 576 amino acids. Lineage: Eukaryota; Metazoa; Arthropoda; Insecta; Coleoptera; Buprestidae. The transcript is spliced from 6 exons. The record is from RefSeq and is a predicted model, not a curated record.